Molecule: messenger RNA, 1969 nt
Organism: Orbicella faveolata
Lineage: Eukaryota; Metazoa; Cnidaria; Anthozoa; Scleractinia; Merulinidae
Product: small ribosomal subunit protein bS16m-like
Biological process (GO): mitochondrial translation
Cellular component (GO): ribosome; mitochondrial small ribosomal subunit
Molecular function (GO): structural constituent of ribosome
Source: RefSeq, a predicted model, not a curated record
AUGAGGGUGUAUGAAUGAUCGUGGAUGAGGCUAAAUGAAGGUGAAUAAGGGGAAUGAAUGGAAAAAAUGGGUGAACAAGGUAUUAUCAGCGGUAUUGGGUAUGGUCAGCGGUUUAUUAUCAAAAGGCUCGGAGCCAUUCCUACAAAAAAAUUAGUGGCUACUCUGUCUGCAUUCUGUUCGUUGGCCAUUAGAAGUCUGGGUUCUAGUCACCAGCUCCUGAGCGAUUUUUCGUUUGAAACGCCUGACUGUUUUAACUGAAAGGCUAUUUCGACCAUGAAGCCUCCAAUAGUUACUCUACGUUUUGCCCUAUAUGGCUGCAAGAAUAGGCCUUUCUUUUUCAUCGUGGCAACCAACAGAAAAAGGCCUCGAAACUAUGGAUAUCUGGAGCAGGUGGGGACUUUCGAUCCAAUACCUAACACCAGAAAUGAAAAGCUGGCAGGCUUAAACAUGGAUAGAAUAAAAUAUUGGUUAUCGGUAGGAGCAAGACCUUCAAAACCUGUGGCUAUUUUACUAGGACUGGCUGGCAUUCUUCCACCACAUCCUCGUAGUCUAGUUACUGCUGCAAAAAACCGGGAAGCCCUGGCUGCUGGAGCUCUGAGUACAGAUGUUUUGGAAGGAGCUGAAAAGGAUGAAGAAGAACAAGAAAAUGCAGAAGAUUCAUAAAGUUCCAUUUGGUGCUUAAAGAUGGGAGAUUCUUGCAUAUAUUAAAUGUUUCAGGGUUCCUUCUAGCUCAAACAGGACUUUUAAAGGUAGAAAUGACUUGGCAACAGACUAGUAAUCUAGCUAUUUUUACAUUUUGAUUGAUUAAAGAGAGCCAAAACAUUAAUAAAAAUAAAUCUGCCAUACCAGCUUUUCACAUAAAGGCAUACAAAAUUUUUGGUAAGCUUGUGUGAUACUAACUGAGGACUACUAUACAUAUAAGUAAUCUUUCACAAGGACAGGUUUUGGUUUUGGAUUUCAAGUCACAUGAGCCUGACAACUGGUCUCCCAAAGUAGGCAGGAAUUGAGCUGAGCAAUCUUUCUUCAUGAGUUAUGAGUUAUGCUUUGAAAUAGAAGUUAUGGCCUAAGUCAUUUCACUGAUGUGAAAUAAAUUUAUGACGAAAGUUACGUAGUCUUCUUCUGAGCAGACUGAUCACAAGCUUAUCUCAAGCACAGGAAAGGAACUUUAAUAUGAAUAGCAUGUGAGAAGGGCCCCAUUUGAGUCACACGCAUGAGUGGCAAAGAGCAACUAGUACAUGAGGGAAGCAUUCCAGUGAAGAAGGGUCUGGUGAAGAGGCACCAAUGAAGUGACUUUUCUUGCUGCUCUCAUGUGUGCUCUGCAAACAUGAGCUUUCUCACAGACUAGAAUAUGAACUCCAUAGAAUGCUCAGCGGUAUCACAAUGAUAAUUUCUUUCACAUUGCAUUCACAAAAUAAUAAUUAUAGACCUUUCUACCAAUAUGCCAGUCAUUUUGAAUUCAGUUGUUUCAAACAGGUAUUAUGGGACGCUCAGGGGAAAAACUGGUGUUGUAUUUGCCCCCUAAGCAUCCCAUAAUAGCAAUUUGAAACAAUGGAAUUAAAAAAGGCUGUUUUCAUUGGUUAGAAGGUCUAUUUACCAUGCAAUACACACAAUACACUAACCAACACCAUGUGAAAUCAUUUUUAUAAUUACUUGGUAUUUCAUUUUAAUUUUAAUGUAACUUGUUUAGUAGUAUUAGUACUGAAAAUCCCCCAUAGGGAGUGCUAAUAAAAUUUGCAUUGUAUUGUAUUGCAUUGGGAAAUGGACUGGCAGUCUCGAGAUCAUGUUACUUUCUGAUGAGAGCAAAUAACAAAAAAAAAUAAUGUCCACUUGGUAUCAUGGUCUUACAUGUUUGAAAAGACAAAUUGAUGUGUAUUUACUUGUAGAAAGUCUGCACUCUCAUUUUGCUACAUGUAAAUUCUUUAUCAAUGAAAAUUUUUACAAAAUGAAUAUUAAACAGAAUGGAACAUUA